Messenger RNA from Triticum turgidum subsp. durum (durum wheat), 1809 nucleotides. Lineage: Eukaryota; Viridiplantae; Streptophyta; Magnoliopsida; Poales; Poaceae. The record is from the annotation of a GenBank genome assembly.
AUGGACGCGCCGGCCAUGCUCACGCGCAAGCACGUCCCCGAGAACAUCGCCGCUGAGGGGGAGGGCGGGCAGCAACAGAUGCACCGGGACGAGAAGCAGCACAAGCCGGUGCUCAAGAAGGUCAAGGACAAGGUGAAGAAGAUCAAGAACACCAUCGCCGGCCACGGCCACGGCAACGGCAACGGCCACGAUCACGAUCACGACCAGGACACCGGUGGCAGCAACAGCACCGACGAGGAGGAGGAGGAUGCGGCCAUGAGGGAAGCCGAAGUGGAGAAGGGCGGGUACCAGCAAGACGUCGAGGACAAGCCCAUCUUCGCAGACUCCAGCCCCGAGCUGCACGGCGCACCCAUGUACGACUCGGAGAGGAUCCCGGCGGCGGCGAAGGAGGUGAAGCACAACGACGCUCCGGGGGUGCGGUUCGGUGACAUUGGCGGCCCGGCAGCGGCGCAUGAGGUGAACCGCGAGGACGCCGCGGGGGUGCGGGUCGGCGACUUCGGCGGCCCGGCAGCGGCGCAUGAGGUGAAGCGCGACGACGCCGCGGGGGAGCGGCUCGGCGACUUCGGCGGCCGGGCGUCGGCGAAGGAGGUGCAGCGCGACGACACCCAGGGGGUGCGGCUCGGCGAUCUCGGCGGCCCAGUCGUCGAGGACCCGGCCGCGCCGAACUCGAGGACGCCCAUGCCGCGAGGUGGCGAGGACAUCGGCACCACGGACGUCGUCCGUGACUUCGAGGCGAUGACUGUGUCAGACGACCCCAAGCAAGUCGACGUGAGCAAAGAGUAUGAGGCAAUGCCGGUGUCGGACGGCAACGGGGAGGAAUGGAACGAUGCACCCACUGACGCCGACUACACCGGGAGCUACACGGACAGGCUCAAGAACACGGCAGCUGGCACCACCGAGUAUGGCAAGAAGCUGGCGAGCACGGUGUAUGAGAAGGUCGCCGGCGUCGGCACGGUCGUGGCGAGCAAGGCGCAGCAGGUCACCCCCGGCUUCGGUGCUGGCGGGGACGCGCAGGACGACUCCAGCGCUACUGCCGCCCCUGACUCAGUGACCGCAGGUGCCGGGAAGAGGGACCUCGACUUGCCGAAAGAGGGAACGACGGCGUCCUACACCGGCACCGAGGAGCUGAAGAACGCGGCCACGGACGCGGCGGGCGCGGAGGGGCUGAUGAACGCGGCCACAGACGCGGCGGGCGCGGAGGGCGCGCCUGGCACGACGUACACCGACAAGAUCAAGUCCGCUGCGGCGGGCACCACGGAGUACGGCAAGAAGCUGGCGAGCACGGUGUACGAGAAGGUCGCCGGCGUGGGCACGGCCGUGGCGAGCAAGGCGCAGCAGGUGACACAAUCGGCCGGCACCGCCACUCCUGUAGUCGGCGCGCAGGACGGCGCCACCACCACUGCGACGGCCACCCCAGGCGUCGGUGCGCAGGACGGCGCCACCACCAGGGCGACGGUCACCCCUGGCGCGGGUGGGCCGGGGAACGGGCAGGACAAGGGGGUGACCGGCGUGACAGCCUACAUCGCCGAGAAGCUGCGCCCGGGCGACGAGGAGCGCUCGCUGAGCGAGGCCAUCACCGGCGCCGUGCAGCAGCGCAAGGAGGGGGUCGGGAGCACGGUGGCCAAGGCGCGCGAGGUGCCGGCACAGGCGGUGACCAGGGCGCGCGGCGCCGUCACGUCGCUCACCGGCGGGAACCGCGUCUCGGAGACCAUGCAGCCCACCACAGAGGGGAACAUCGGGGAGGGCGUCGCGGCGGAGGGGCCAGUGCUCCACGGCGAGGCACCGAGGACCAACACGAAUGUGAUGUGA